Molecule: messenger RNA, 1161 nt
Organism: Chaetura pelagica (chimney swift)
Lineage: Eukaryota; Metazoa; Chordata; Aves; Apodiformes; Apodidae
Gene: GOLM1
Product: golgi membrane protein 1
Exons: 9
Coding region: 1-1161 (386 amino acids)
Cellular component (GO): Golgi apparatus
Source: RefSeq, a predicted model, not a curated record
AUGAAGUCUCCACCUCUUCUUGUGGUUGCGCUCAUGGCGUGCAUUGUUGUUUUGGGUUUCAAUUACUGGAUUACAAGUUCUCGCAGCGUGGAUCUGCAGGGUCGGAUCAUGGAUCUGGAAGGCAAAGUCCGCAGGGCAGCAGCAGAGAGGGGUGCUGUGGAGCUCAAAAAGAAUGAAUUCCAAGGGGAGCUAGAGAAGCAGCAACAUCAGAUCGACAAAAUCCUGUCCUUGCACAGCCUUCAGAUGGAAAAUGCCAACAGAGUACAUCAGGAAGAGAAGGCAGCACUGAUGAGCAACAUCACAGCAAAUGAACGACUGAUUCAGAGUCUACAAGAACACUUGAAAGAGUUACAGACAGAAUAUGGAAGGCUACAGCUGGAUGUUUACUGGUUUCAGAAGAACCAGACUAACCUUCAGAGGAAGUUCUCGUAUGACCUGUCACAGUGCAUCAACCAGAUGAAAGAAUUAAAAGAUCAAUAUGAAGAAAGGAUAGACGAGCUUACAAAAAAGGGUAAUGAUAUACCAGAAAUCAAAGAAAACAAAGACUUCUCAGAAGAUGUAAAAAAACAAAGCCAGGCUGAUGUUCAGCUGCCAGCCUUGAAGCCAACAGAGUUGAAACAGGCUGACUUGGAACAGCAGAAACCUGAUGAAGAUGUACUUAAAGCAGUACCUACAGUAAAAAAGAUAGACCUGCAGGCUGAAGAAAGAAUAAACAGCCUAGCUGACACCAGAAGACAGGAGCCUAGAGCAGAAGAGGAGAAACUUCCCAGUGAACUGAAAAUGCCACAGGAUUCACUCAAGACUGCUGCAGUUCAAAAGGAGAUGCUGCCCAAGUUAGAGAAGGAGCCAAAUCCAUCUCAAGAUGAAAAACACGGAGCUGGGCAAGAUGCAUUAGAGCCACCAGCAGAGCAGGCUGCUAUUGAGGAAACGGAGAGGGAGCAGCUCCUAAACUACGAUGCUAAGCAGGAUGACUUGCCCCCUGAAAAGGCUGACAACCAGGAACCACAUGAAGCACUGAACCAGGACAAGAACGUUGAUUACAAUUUGGAUGAGAAUGAAGCUGAAUCAGAAACAGACAAGCAAGCAGCUCUUGCAGGGAUUGAAAAUGUUCAAAACCCUGAAGACAUUGAGAACCACUUACCUGAGCAAGCUGAAGUAUGA